AUGGCAGUAUUGGAGGAAUAUCUGUGGAUCCCUAUUUGUUGCAGCGUAGUAGCUUUUUUUUCAGCCUUUGGAAUAGGAGCAAAUGAUGUAGCUAAUGCAUUUGCAACGUCUGUCGGUUCUAAGGCUCUCACAAUCAAGCAAGCGAUUUUGAUCGCAGCUGUGAUGGAAUUUUCUGGAGCUUUUCUAUUAGGCGGUAAUGUAGCCUCAACAAUUAUGAAGGGAAUCACAGAACCUUCCUACUUUAAAGAUGAACCCCAAAUUUUGAUGUUUGGUAUGAUGUGUGUCUUGUUAGGAGUCGCCAUCUGGCUGAUUGUGGCCACCUUGUAUGGUCUGCCGGUGUCUACUACCCACUCCUGCAUCGGUGGAAUUAUCGGCAUGGCCGUGGUGUCAAAGGGAUUCAAAGCAGUGAACUGGCGAGCUGUUGGCAACGUAGGAUUGUCCUGGAUCAUCGCUCCGAUCGUUUCUGCCUUGCUCUCUACUUCGAUCUUUUUAGUUAUUCGCAAGUUCAUUCUCCGUGCUAAAAACACGGUAAAUCGUGCGUUUGCAGCCUAUUCUCCGAUCGUGGGAUUCACAAUCGCUCUCAAUGUGUUCCUUGUUCUCUUUACCAGCGAGUCUCUUCAUCUUGACUUGAGCCUCUGGGUCCUCAUCCUCAUCUGCCUUGGCAUUGGUGCCAUCUGCAGUCUGGUGGUUCAGCUGAUCCUUCUCCCUUACAUCCGUUUCCACGUUCACUCUGAAAUAGAAACGAAUCUGCUCCCGGUAUCCAACGAAAACGGAGAGGCAGAGAAAGAGAGCGAAGCCAAGAAAGAAGUCGAGUCGAUUUCUGACAAGGUUCAGAUCAGCGACGCCGUGGCGGAGAUUCAUCGGAACGCCGAGGAGUUCAAUCCCUCCACCGAGAAGCUCUUCACCUACCUGCAGAUUCUCACCGCAAUCUUCAACUCGUUCGCCCACGGCGCCAACGACGUGGCCAAUUCGAUCGGUCCUUUCGCUGCCUGUAUCGCCAUCUACGAGACCGGAAACGUCAUGGCGGAUGCGAAUGUCCCCGCUUUGACGCUCGUCGUUGGCGGCUUCGGCAUCGUGAUCGGACUGGUGUGUCUGGGAUACAAGGUCAUGGCGUCCAUGGGAAUGAACAUGGUGAAGGUCACGCCGUCCCGCGGUUUUACGAUCGAAAUUGGGGCUGCGCUGGUGAUUUUGGUCGGAUCUGCGUUGGGACUACCGCUUUCGACCACUCACUGCAAGGUUGGAUCCACGGUCGGCGUGGGACUGGCGGAAGGGAAGAAUGGUGUGAACUGGAAGCUGGUGUACGAGGUGUUUGCGGGAUGGAUCAUUACUAUCUUCAUUUGUGCUCUGUCUACUGGUUUGGUAGUAUGGCUUGCUCUUCAUUUUCUUAGUAUUUGCACUGUUUGUUCCACACGCCAUUUCGGUUUUCAGGACUGGAGCAGGUCAUUAUCCUUGAUAAUGUACUCUUUCAUUGAAAAAUUGAAUCCUGCUGUGAAAUUUUUGGGAAAGCUUACUAAGAAUGAGCACUACAAGUACAUUGACCUGGUACUGUGCAAACUUCGAAAUCCAUGGUCAGGCUUUUUCACUGCCGGAUGGGGAGAUAUCGAUCUCGUUGAUCGCCUUGACGAGGGCCUUCUUCUCCUAAAGGAGGAGACGGCAAACAAGGUGCAUCCACCCCCUAUCAAUAUUAAUUUGACUGCUCCCGAAAUCAAUGAAGAAGACGAGGUGAUUAUUCAAGACGGUCAAUUCAAAACAGUUUCGCGUUACCGCGAAUACCUUCCGGUAGAAAGCGAGCAGGUCUAUAUCCGUAUCAUAAAGCCGUUGUCAUGGGGUCGUCUGGACCCGCCACACAAGCCAAUGGUGCUUAUCCUCCCAGGAACCGGCGAAAAGGGCUUCGGAAGGCGAUAUGACGGUGUGUCUGUUCCUCUAGCACGUCUAGGUAUCGGCUCGAUCAUUCUCGAAGGUCCGUUUUACGGCCGUCGCAAGCCGAAAAAGCAGAACGGCUGCAAACUCCGCCACGUCUCGGACCUCCCUCUGUUGGGUGCCGCAACGAUCGAGGAGUCGCGCUCUCUGCUUUACUAUCUCCGCGAGCAGGGCUUGGGCCCGCUCGUCGUCGGCGGAAUCAGCAUGGGCGGGCUCCACGCUGCGAUGGUGGCCGCGCUGACGGCGUUUCCACUGGGGACCGCGUCGCUUGUGGGCCCUCCGUCGGCAGUUCCGGUGUUCACGUCGGGACUGAUGGCGAAUCUGAUUCCGUGGAAGCGGCUGGACAAGGAUGCGCACUACUACAACCUGGCGGACCGGCUGAAGAACCGUUAUUUCGAUGUGGAUAAGCCCAAAAUGGACAAGGCUCACGAGUUGAUGGGCCGUUUUUUGCGCAUAACGAAUAUAGAGAAUUUCGACCCACCGAUGGUACCGGAAGCAGCGAUUUUUGCCACUGCAAAGAGAGAUCGCUACGUGCCUUUUGAAUUAGUGGAAACCCAAAUGAAGGAGUUGAAUCAGCGCUGGGAGGGGAGCGAAGUUGAUCUUUGUGUGUGUGUGGGUAAGUCGUAGAUUCUCUGGCUUGAAGGAUCCCAUGUAAGCAGCUAUCUCUUUGAAAGAAAAGCGUUCGCUUUAAUGGUGAAAGAGUCUGCAGACCGUGUUCAACACUUUAUAGAUACUCAUCCAGAACAAUCGGUGGGGAAGAGCUGAAGAAGAAAGUAAGAAUCUAUUGUUGG
Molecule: messenger RNA, 2711 nt
Organism: Blastocystis hominis
Lineage: Eukaryota; Bigyra; Opalinata; Blastocystidae
Exons: 12
Coding region: 1-2547 (848 amino acids)
Biological process (GO): phosphate ion transmembrane transport
Cellular component (GO): membrane
Molecular function (GO): phosphate transmembrane transporter activity
Source: RefSeq, a predicted model, not a curated record